Messenger RNA from Rotaria sp. Silwood1, 855 nucleotides. NCBI's taxonomy places the organism in Eukaryota, Metazoa, Rotifera, Eurotatoria, Philodinida, Philodinidae. The record is from the annotation of a GenBank genome assembly.
AUGGCUUUAUAUAUAUGCCUCAAACAUAAUAGUUAUAAAGGUGUUAUAGCUGGUUGUAUUCAAAUAGAUAAAUUAACAAAUAUAAUCUUUGCCAAUAUGCAUUUACCGGCAGGAGAAGGAAAAAAAGAAGAACGAUGCAAAUUAUGGUCAAAAUUUCUUCAAAUCUAUCACGCAAACAAUAUCAAAAAUGAUUAUAUGUUUGUUUUUGGUGAUCAAAAUUGGCGUACCUUAAAUACGUUGAGUAUUAAUAAUAUAAUUGAAGCAGUCCAAAAAAAAGAGUACAAAACAAUACUUGAUAAUGAUGAAUUAACACAAAUGCGUCAAAACGACAAUGAAGAAUCUACUGCUCAAUGCUUGAGUAAUUUUAUCGAAGCUUCUAUUACAUUUCCACCAACAUAUAAGUAUAUACUGAAUAGUGAUGAAUAUCAAACAGAAAAGGAUAAAGAAAUUCGUCGACCAAGCUAUACUGAUCGUAUUCUUAUUUCAACACUUUCAAAUAAUCUUGAAAUUCUCCAAUAUUCAGCAAUGAGUGAUAUUAAACUCAGCGAUCAUCGACCAGUAUUUGCAGAUAUAAUUCUACAUCAACGAUCAAGCAAUAACGAAAUAUUUGCAGAACCUAACACAAGCAGAACUCCUGCAGUAAAAACUGAUAACAGACAAAUCUCGAAGAAAAAUUCGUUGACCAUGAUUAUAGUUACAGUUAUCAUUAUUAUAAUUUUCUGCGCAAUCAGUAUUCUUGCUAUUUAUUAUUUUGUAAUCAAAUGUAAAACAAGAAAUGUUGAUAUUCGACAAGUAUCAUCGAUUGAUCUUUCUGGUACACAAUCGGAUCGAGAAAACACAGUUACACAAAAUUAA